Messenger RNA from Talaromyces amestolkiae, 1167 nucleotides. RefSeq lists its product as uncharacterized. The record is from RefSeq and is a predicted model, not a curated record. The coding region runs from base 1 to 1167 and encodes 388 amino acids. Gene Ontology annotation, cellular component: cytoplasm. Gene Ontology annotation, molecular function: hydrolase activity, acting on ester bonds. The transcript has 4 exons. NCBI's taxonomy places the organism in Eukaryota, Fungi, Ascomycota, Eurotiomycetes, Eurotiales, Trichocomaceae.
AUGAAGUCCAUCGCUCUUGCGCUUACAAUCGGCGCAAAGUGUGCAUUGGGAUUGGGUCUCUCAACACCCAUCCUCCGCUUCACCGACAAGGGCACAUUCCAGAUUUCGGUAUUCUCGGAUCUGCAUUACGGCGAAGCCGAAGACCUAGACUGGGGUCCCCAACAAGACAUCAACUCAACCCGCGUCAUGAACAGUGUGCUAGAUCAAGAAAGUCCCCAACUCGUCGUACUCAACGGCGACUUGAUCACCGGGGAAAAUACCUUCAAAGCGAAUUCCAGCCACUACCUCGACCAAAUUGUGGUGCCACUUGUAGACCGCAAUCUUUAUUGGGCUUGCACCUACGGUAAUCACGACAGUCAAUUCAAUCUCUCGCGGCAAGAAAUCUUUGAGCGCGAGAAGCGAUACCCAAACUCCCUGACGCAGAGCAUGGUUCCUACGAUUGGUUACGCGUCUGGUGUGUCUAAUUAUUAUUUACCAAUUUACUCGGCUGAUAAGGGCGACAAAACACCGAAGGUGAUUUUGUGGUUUUUUGACAGUAGGGGAGGUAAUCAAUUUCAAAAUGUCGAUAAGAAUGGCAAUGUCAUUCCUGUCGAUGAUUUUGUUGAUCAGUCGGUUGUCGACUGGUUCACCAAGACUCGCGACCAACUCAAUAAAAUCUAUCACAAGACCAUUCCGUCACUCGCAUUCUUUCACAUCCCCGUCACAGCUAUGCUCGCAUUUCAAGACAGUCCCGGUCCCAACUCUCACACCGCGCCCGGUAUCAACGAUGAUGUCCCGCUUGCUGCGCAAGGUCCAUCCGAUGGCUCUUUUGAUUAUACGGGACAAGACAAGCCUUUUAUGAAAGCUCUUGUCGAAACGGAGGGAUUGAUAGCUACAUUCAGCGGACACGAUCAUGGAAAUGACUGGUGCUUUAAAUGGAACACCACCCUCUCCGAAAUGGACAUCAAGGGUGACGGAGUCGUCCUCUGUUUCGACCGCCACAGUGGCUAUGGAGGAUAUGGAAGCUGGACUCGCGGAUCACGACAGAUAUUGUUAGACGAAAAGACACUGGGAAAGCAGACCGAUACAUGGGUCCGUCUCGAAGAGGGCAGCAUCUCCGGCGCUGUGACUCUGAAUGCUACCUAUGGCCAGGAUUAUUAUCCUGCUGCGAAGGAUACCACGACAUAA